Molecule: messenger RNA, 2133 nt
Organism: Cornus florida
Lineage: Eukaryota; Viridiplantae; Streptophyta; Magnoliopsida; Cornales; Cornaceae
Product: benzaldehyde dehydrogenase, mitochondrial-like
Exons: 12
Coding region: 263-1885 (540 amino acids)
Molecular function (GO): aldehyde dehydrogenase (NAD+) activity
Source: RefSeq, a predicted model, not a curated record
AGUUUAUCACUUCAAGACCUCAAUCUGAGAGCUAGAGUCUAGAGAGAGAGAGAUGACCAUUCCGACUUGUGUAUUUCGAGUAAAUUGCUCUGUUUCUUGCCUUCAAUCUCACGCAGAGUUGAUUACUUCAAGUCCUCUCUCUCCUCUGCUUUCAAGCUCUUGUCUGGACUCUGAAGUCUGAACUAAACACACACACAGUCUCUUAUAAGUUGUUGUUUUUAUCUGGAGGAGAAGAAGCUUUGGGGUUGAUAAGAUUAAGGCCAUGGCAGCUCGAAGAAUCUCCUCGUUCCUCUCUCGUUCUCACCCUCUCCUUCCUGCAGUUUCUGCCUCUUUUUCUCUUUCUCUAGGUAGAAAUUCUGGCUUGGGAAGGGCCACCCACAGUUUUAGCACAGCUGCAGUGGCAGAGGAACCAAUUACUCCACCUGUUCAAAUCAAUUACACCCAGCUUCUAAUCAAUGGCCAAUUUGUGGAUUCAGCAUCUGGAAAAACAUUUCCAACGUUGGACCCUCGGACUGGAGAAGUGAUUGCUCAUGUUGCUGAAGGUGAUGCAGAAGAUAUAAACCGUGCCGUGGCUUCUGCUCGCAAGGCAUUUGAUGAGGGACCAUGGCCUAGAAUGACCCCUUAUGAGAGGUCACGAAUAAUGCUGCGCUUUGCUGAUCUGCUUGAGAAGCACAAUGAUGAGCUUGCAGCUCUUGAGACAUGGAAUAAUGGGAAGCUUUAUGAACAGGCUGCAAAAUCUGAAAUUCCGUUGGUUGUGCGUCUUUUUCAUUAUUAUGCUGGAUGGGCGGACAAAAUCCAUGGUCUAACAGUUCAGGCUGAUGGACCGCAUCAUGUGCAGACAUUGCAUGAACCAAUUGGAGUCGCGGGACAGAUUAUCCCAUGGAACUUCCCUCUUGUCAUGUUUGCUUGGAAAGUUGGGCCUGCGCUUGCAUGUGGAAAUACCAUUGUCCUCAAGACUGCAGAACAAACGCCAUUGACUGCUUUAUAUGUAGCAAAGCUAUUCCAUGAGGCUGGUCUUCCUCCUGGUGUUCUAAAUAUAGUCUCUGGCUAUGGUCCAACUGCAGGUGCUGCUCUUGCUAGUCAUAUGGACGUGGACAAGAUUGCUUUCACAGGAUCAACUGAUACUGGUAUGAUUGUACAAGAAUUAGCUGCAAGAAGCAAUCUUAAGCCGGUAACAUUAGAGCUGGGUGGGAAAUCUCCAUUCAUUGUUUGUGAGGAUGCUGACAUUGAUAAGGCCGUGGAGCUUGCACACUUUGCUCUGUUCUUUAAUCAGGGACAAUGUUGUUGUGCUGGUUCUCGUACAUUUGUGCAUGAAAGUGUGUACGAUGAAUUUCUGGAGAAAGCAAAGGCACGUGCAAUUAGACGUGUAGUUGGUGAUCCCUUCAAAAAGGGUGUUGAACAAGGUCCUCAGAUCGAUCCAGAGCAAUUCGAGAAGGUUCUCAGGUACAUAAAAUCUGGCAUUGAAAGCGAUGCUAUCCUUGAAUGUGGGGGUGACAGACUUGGCUCCAAAGGCUUCUAUAUCCAGCCCACUGUUUUCUCAAAUGUUCAGGAUGAUAUGUUAAUAGCGAAGGAUGAAAUCUUUGGCCCUGUUCAAUCCAUCUUGAAGUUCAAGGACCUUGGUGAAGUGAUCAAAAGGGCAAACUCGACUCGCUAUGGCCUAGCAGCUGGAGUUUUCACUAAAAAUUUGAAUACUGCCAACACCUUGACUAGGGCACUGAGGGCUGGGACUGUAUGGGUUAAUUGCUUUGAUGUCUUUGACGCUGCAAUUCCUUUCGGUGGAUAUAAGAUGAGUGGUGUUGGAAGGGAAAAGGGGAUCUACAGCCUUCAUAACUAUUUGCAGGUGAAGGCAGUUGUUACUCCUUUGGAGAAUCCAGCAUGGUUGUAAUCUCCUAGUACCUCCAUAUUGUGGUCUCACCAUUACCUGAUCUGAGUAAAGAGAGCAGAGUUUGCAUUUAAAAAAUAAAGUAUAUCAAAACAUAAUGACAUUUUAUAUGCAUUGUCGUCUUGUUAUAUGAUAGAAUUUUGGAGGAUGGAGUGAUUAGUGUAAUAUGCACUGCUAUCAAACUCUGGUGACGUACUCUGUACAAAAAUGAUAGAAUUUUGGAGGAUGGAUUGAACUUGUCACUUUAAAUU